Molecule: messenger RNA, 996 nt
Organism: Artibeus jamaicensis (Jamaican fruit-eating bat)
Lineage: Eukaryota; Metazoa; Chordata; Mammalia; Chiroptera; Phyllostomidae
Gene: PFDN6
Product: prefoldin subunit 6
Exons: 4
Coding region: 514-903 (129 amino acids)
Biological process (GO): chaperone-mediated protein complex assembly; protein folding
Cellular component (GO): prefoldin complex; cytoplasm
Molecular function (GO): protein-folding chaperone binding
Source: RefSeq, a predicted model, not a curated record
CUGGGUCUCAGCUCCGCCUUCCUGAGAGGCAGUUUACGUACGAAUAACAAAUAAAGACAAAUCCGGAACCAGGCCCCAAGAAACGAUAUAUUUUCUUUUUUUCCAUCUUCGUUUCCCCCUCUUGCCUAAACCUUCAAAGUUUUGUUCGUUUGCUUUUUACGCAGAACACCGCGUAUUAAACGCUUUUGAACUACAAUUCCCGACAUGCAUUAGAGCUAUCAGCGUACUCUUUUCCCACCAUUCUUUGUUUAUUUCCGGGUUUAUGAACACUGGAGACAGAACGUGAGUAGAGCAAGGCUUUGGUUGAGAGGCUUGGGGUCCUGUUUCAAUCGCCAACCCCUACGGCCUAGGUCGUGUGGAUAUCCGGACGGGGAGAAGCUAGGGGUAGCCAGUGAGGCUGCCUCUCUGGAGUGCUGUCAUCUUCGCAGGCUAGACCUUUAGGGGAGCUCGGGUACCUUCCAGAACAUUAGACCCAGCGCCCCUUUCCAGCUUCCGCAGAUUUUCGUCUCCACCAUGGCCGAGCUGAUACAGAAGAAGCUACAGGGAGAAGUGGAGAAAUAUCAACAGCUGCAGAAGGACUUGAGUAAAUCUAUGUCAGGGCGGCAGAAGCUUGAAGCACAACUAACAGAAAAUAAUAUCGUCAAGGAGGAACUGGCCCUGCUAGAUGGGUCCAACGUGGUCUUUAAACUUCUGGGCCCUGUGCUGGUCAAACAGGACCUGGGGGAGGCUCGGGCCACAGUGGGGAAGAGACUGGACUAUAUCACAGCUGAAAUUAAGAGAUACGAAUCCCAGCUCCGGGACCUUGAGCAGCAGUCAGAGCAACAGAGAGAGACCCUUGCUCAGCUGCAGCAGGAGUUCCAGCGGGCCCAGGCGGCCAAGGCAGGGGCUCCUGGAAAGGCCUGACCCCGUGGUUGGGGGGAGGGAGGGAAACCAAGGAGGUCUAGGGUCUUUAUUGUAGCUAAUAAAGUAUGAAAAUACCUGGCUGUUUUCUGACCA